GCUGUUGAAAUAAGGGUUUUUCUGUUUGGACUUAUUGCUUGUAUAAGCAAGAGAGAUCUUGAGAACGCAAAUUAUGAAGAAUCUAUCCAUCACCACCACUCAUGCGAACUUCAUUCUUCUUUUCCUUCCAUUUGUAGGCUGCUCAGCACAUGAACAUCUCAACAAAGGCACCAAUCACAAGGUGGUGGUGAGCCAUCAAAAGACAUUUGACAUCACAGUUCAUGGAGUUCUAUUGUGGGCUUCAAUGGGAUUGUUGAUGCCACUUGGGAUACUUACAAUUAGAAUGUCCAACAGAGAGCAAUGCAGGAGAUGGUUCAGAGGACUCUUCUAUUUCCAUGCCAUUUUGCAGACACUUUCAGUGCUUCUAGCCACAGCUGGGGCAGUACUAUCCAUAAGAAGUUUUGAGAAUGCAUUCAACAAUCAUCACCAAAGAAUAGGGUUAGCCCUUUAUGGUGCUAUUUGGUUGCAAGCCUUGAUUGGAUUUCGCAGGCCUCGCAGGGGAAGUAAAGGUAGAAGUGUAUGGUACUUUGUGCAUUGGGCACUCGGCACAUCAAUAUCUCUAUUGGGAAUUUUCAACAUCUACACAGGGUUACAAGUCUACCAUAAGAGAACAUCAAGAAGUAUUAGGGUUUGGACCAUCCUUUUCACAACACAAAUCUUUUUCAUGGUUUUCUUCUACCUCUUCCAAGACAAAUGGGAGUAUAUGCAAAGGCAACGAGUUAUUUUAGGCAAUGAGCCAAUUAUAACACCCUCUAAUGACCAAUCUAAUGACCAAAUCAUUCCACAGAGGGACAACCAAAAUGACUUGUCGAAUGAACCAAUUAGGAAAACCAAUUCCCUUGGGAAUUAUUUCGCCAAAAGCAACGCGCUCAAGAAAUUAUUUCAGCUAACAUGAGAUACUAUUCGUCUUUCUCAGCUUGCCUUUUUUAUUUUUUACUUAUACAUAGUACUAUUUGCGCUCCACUCUUUUGUGCUUGCAUUUUGCAUCAAUGAAGGUGUUUUUUAAAAUGCAUUGAGGAAUGCAAGCAUUAAAAAGUGGAGAGAGAAGAAUGCAAUCUUCUGUUUAUUAAUAUAUAUAUUUUCCUGUGAAUUAAGAUUGGUUUUUUAGUUGUGGGAUUUGGUAAUGGAGUGCUAGAUUAGAAGAUAUAUGAGUUUUUAAGUAGAACAACUACAGAGAUGGUGUAGUGCUUUGUACAAAAAAAUUCAUAAAUAUGUAAAGCAUGUUUUGAUGUUUUGAAUAAAAGAUUCAUGAUGAGAGUUUAUCUAA
Camellia sinensis is the source of this 1267-nucleotide messenger RNA. Its product is annotated as cytochrome b561 domain-containing protein At4g18260. The record is from RefSeq and is a predicted model, not a curated record. Gene Ontology annotation, molecular function: transmembrane monodehydroascorbate reductase activity; heme binding. NCBI's taxonomy places the organism in Eukaryota, Viridiplantae, Streptophyta, Magnoliopsida, Ericales, Theaceae.